GCCACAUUAUCCACAUCUUGUGGCCAUGGAAUUUCAUUUUCUUUCACUUGUAUUUCCAUUGUCAAUCCCCUGAGGAUACGGAUUUAGUUGUUCAUCACCAAAUUUUCUUCUAUGGCUUCAACUACGGCAGCAUCAAAUCCUCGGGUCUUUUCCACCCUUUCGUCUCUGAAUCAUCGACGAAAGUCUUUGGCAUCAUUAACUCACCCUCAAAUUGCAUCAAGGAGAAUUUUCUCCUCAUUUUCACUAUCAACCUCUCAAAAGACACUUGGAAGAAACCCAAGGAAAAUUGUAUGUGAAGCGACCGAAGCUUCAGUGGCCAAUGAAUCAUCUCCCUCUUCCGGAGGUGGUAGUGGUAGGAGUUGGGUCCCGGUGGUUCCUUUAGCAGCAUUACCCAAAGGAGAAAGAAGAGUGAUUAUUCAAGAUGAUGAAGUUAUUCUUCUUUUAUGGUAUAAAGAUCAAAUUUUUGCAAUCGAAAAUCGGUCUCCUGCUGAAGGUGCUUAUAGUGAAGGCUUGUUAAAUGCCAAGCUUACUCAGGAUGGUUGUAUAGUUUGUCCAAGUACAGAUAGUACAUUUGAUCUCAAAACAGGAGAUGUGAAGGAUUGGUAUCCAAAGAAUCCUGUUCUUCGAGCUCUAACGCCUGUUUUGAGGAAACUCUACAUUUAUCCGGUUAAAACCGAAGAUGACAACAUUUGCAUUAGCAUGAGUGGGAACCUAGACUCUGGUGUUUCUGCUGAGAUUGUUUACAGCGGUAGAGCUCAACCUGGUUUCACUGCGACUAAUGUCAACGUCGACGAGGUGAGAAUGGUAGUUGAUGAAGGUCAAUUGGGGUUCGGUUUUUCGAGGAAGAAUGAACUGAUAAAUGGGAAAGCAGCUAUAAUUGGAUUUCUUUUGGUAUUAGAUUUUGAGCUUCUAACUGGUAAAGGUCUUCUGAAAGGAACAGGUUUCUUAGACUUUCUUUAUGCUGCUUUGAAUUAAGCAACUCAACAUCCACUUGUUUCUGAUUGAGAGUGUUUCAAGUGUGGCGCACUGGUGCUGAAACUUCUUUCACAGCAAACUCGGCACUGGUAAUUCUAUAUUUCGAGCACAUAUCAAUGUUUUGUCUCAAUUUAUAAUUUCAGUUACUUUACGUUUUGUGGGUGUGUAGUGUAAAAAGAACAAAGUGAAAUUCUAUGCUCUGAUGUUUAUUUUUAUUUAAAAAGCUUAUAUAAAGUAUUAUCUUUGGUACUUUCGUUAGA
Messenger RNA from Papaver somniferum (opium poppy), 1235 nucleotides. RefSeq lists its product as uncharacterized. The coding region runs from base 112 to 975 and encodes 287 amino acids. The record is from RefSeq and is a predicted model, not a curated record. The transcript is spliced from 3 exons. NCBI's taxonomy places the organism in Eukaryota, Viridiplantae, Streptophyta, Magnoliopsida, Ranunculales, Papaveraceae. Gene Ontology annotation, molecular function: 2 iron, 2 sulfur cluster binding; nitrite reductase [NAD(P)H] activity.